Messenger RNA from Cordyceps fumosorosea ARSEF 2679, 3462 nucleotides. RefSeq names its product Rho GTPase-activating protein domain protein. Lineage: Eukaryota; Fungi; Ascomycota; Sordariomycetes; Hypocreales; Cordycipitaceae. The transcript is spliced from 3 exons. The record is from RefSeq and is a predicted model, not a curated record. Gene Ontology annotation, biological process: actin cytoskeleton organization; signal transduction. Gene Ontology annotation, cellular component: cytoplasm. Bases 1 to 3462 code for a protein of 1153 amino acids.
AUGGCACCCGACUCCUCUAAUGGGUUGCCCUUCGACCUGACCCAUAGCGACAACAACCAACCCGCUUGCGAUGCUGGCGACAGAUCCUGGCAGAAUACCGGCCGACAGACCCCCGACAGCAGCCAUAACCUAAGGCUAACAAAUUCCAACCCGGGCCCUACCUCGCUACCUGGUUCGCUUCCUGCUGGCGCCCCCUGGCACGAUGAGCCUCCUCGCAAAAGCAGCGAGAGAAACAGGUCGCGCCAGAGAAGCGGUCGUUCUGCCAGCGGCCAGGUCCGUACCUGCAAAAAGUGUGGCGAGCCCUUGACUGGCCAGUUUGUUCGUGCUCUCGACGGCACCUUUCAUCUUGAUUGCUUCAAAUGUAGAGAUUGCGGUGAAAUUGUUGCCUCAAAAUUCUUUCCUGCCGACGACGAGAACGGCGAGGGUCAAUACCCCCUCUGCGAAACCGACUACUUUAGACGACUUGGCCUCCUUUGUUUUCAGUGUGGCGGCGCCCUACGCGGUUCAUACAUAACGGCUCUGGACCGCAAAUAUCACGUCGAUCACUUUACCUGCUCCAUGUGCGACACCGUAUUCGGCGCCCAAGACAGCUACUAUGAACAUGACGGCAACGUCUACUGCCACUACCAUUACUCCACAAGAUUCGCUCAACGAUGCAAUGGUUGCCAGACUGCCAUUCUCAAGCAGUUUGUCGAGAUUUUCCGGAAUGGGCAGAACCAACACUGGCACCCCGAAUGCUAUAUGAUCCACAAGUUCUGGAAUGUCCGUCUUGGCCAGCCUUCAGACGAUCCUGAGCCGCCUCUCGACCUGGCCGAUCCUACUGCUAGAGAAUUGAUUCGCGUCGAUGAAGAGCGCAUGGAAGAUAAAGUGUAUCGGAUAUGGAGCGUCUUGUCGACGUUUGAGGAAUCGUCUGCAGCCUGCAUCUCAGACAUGUUGCUUCAUGUCAGCAACGGAUCUUAUGUUGAUGGUGUGCUUGUGGCUAAACGCUUCAUUUGGCAUGUUGAGAUUCUCUUCCGUUCAGCCGACAGAUUGGAUCAACUAGUCACCCAAAAGUCCGAAAAGGGCAUGUCCUAUGGGCGUGAAGCAAAGCUACUUUGCAAGAAAAUCGUGUCCUUCUUCUCCCUUCUGUCGAAAGCGCAAGACUCCGAUGCGCGUAAGCUCGGUGUGACCCAGGAACUUCUCUCUCUUGUGACCGGUCUGGCACACUACCUGAAGCUUUUGAUUCGCAUAUGUCUACAGGGCGCCUUACGGUUUGAACGUGAGAUGCAAGAUAGUGACGGCCUUCAUCAAUUCCUUGAUGAUCUCAACGAUUUUGAAUCUUUCAAAAAUGAUGAGACAGCGAGCAUGAUUGACGGCCGUCUCGCCGCAAAGGACUCUGACCACUGUGGUGUCUGCAGACGGUCCGUCGAGGACGAAUGCGCGACUAGUGGCGAUUACAGAUGGCAUAUAGCCUGCCUCCGAUGCUCCAGAUGCGGUCGUGAACUUGGCCGUGCCCUCGCAGAAGCAGCCUUUACCCCAUCUGACCGCAAAAUUUCAUGCACCAACUGCACGCCCCCUCAGCACCCAGACACAUCCCUUCGCCUUGAGCAUGUCUCAAAGCUGCAGCAAUAUGUAUUCCUGCUCAAAGUUGCACUUGCGCGACUGUUGGAUAUCCUUCGAAGCAAUGGCACGAUCCCAUACCCUCCGGGCGAGAAGCCUGCCAAUGGACUUGGUCUUGAUCGCCCCAGCCUUGGUGCCGACAAUCGAUCAAAGUCGUAUUCCGCGACGGGAGAUAGAGAGCAUCACCGAGAGUCGACAUAUGAAAACACUUUGAACGAGGUUCGCCGUCUUAGGAGCACGCGCCUCGAUCGUCAUCUUUCAUCCAGCGUUCGACAUGCCCGUACGUCAAGAGUCAUGGACACCGACGGGCGUGGCCCACGCGCUGAGUCGCCUGCUCAGGGUGAGGGCAAGCAUGCGCCCCAAAACUCUACGGAUAUGAUGUUUGGUCAGAAUGACGCCAUCACUCUCGACGACAUCCCCCGUAUCGUGGCCGUUGAGCAAUCGAAGGAGCAGCAGCAACGGGAGUUGGCCCAGGAGUCCCGACGACCCCCCCUGGGUGACAUUGGAAUUGCGGCGCGUCACCAGAGAGCUUUGUCCGCCGGGCAGAGCCAGGAUGUGCGUGCUCCUGACCCGCUCCAGACAAGACUGGUCCGUAAAUUCUUCCCGGAACUCUCUGCUCUGGAAUACUUCAACGUUCGGCAUUUGGCUGUACUUACGAUGCAACCAAUGCUUGAGCCAGAAUUUAGCCUGGAUGAGCUGUUGUCCUUUAUCGAAUCAAGGAAGCAGCCUACCUUUUGGAAGAACCUGGGCAAGGCUUUCAAGAACGACAAGACCAAGAACGUGAAGAAGAAGGGUGUAUUUGGGGUGCCUCUUGAGGUUAUCAUUGAGCGAGACGGCGCCGAAUCAACUGACGGCGUCGGACCUGGUACCUUGCGUAUUCCUGCCAUCAUCGACGACAUUAUUUCAUCCAUGCGCCAGAUGGAUCUCUCUGUGGAGGGUGUCUUCCGAAAGAACGGAAACAUCAAGAAGCAGCAAGAAAUGGUUGAUCGUGUCAACAAUGAAGGCUGUGAUCAGAUCAACUUUAUGGAACAGCCGGUAAUCCAGCUAGCUGCUAUCCUGAAACGAUACCUUCGUGAUCUUCCGGAUCCGCUGAUGACACACAAACUCUAUCGCCUGUGGAUAAGCGCUGCCAAGAUCCCCGAUCUCGCCAAGCGCAAGCAGUGUCUGCACCUGGUGUGCUGCUUGCUACCCAAGAGCCACCGUGAUUGUCUGGAGAUCUUGUUUACGUUUCUUAAGUGGGCCGGCACUUUCCAUCAACUGGACGAGGAGAAUGGCUCCAAGAUGGACGUCCGCAACCUUGCCACCGUCAUUGCGCCUAACAUUCUGACCAACGCUGCCAAGGCACCCGCGCUGGACAGCGAGGCCAUCUAUGUUAUUGACGCCGUCGAAAUCCUCAUCGCCCAUAUUGAGGAGAUGUGUCAGGUUCCGGAUGAUCUUCUUACUCUGCUCAACGAUCCGUACCUCUUCAGCAGCAGCACCGAGAUCACGUCCAAGGAGAUCCUGAAGAGAUUCCAGGACCGCCGCGGACAGAUUCCUGCCGCCGAAAUCACGGAGGUCUACAACCGCCCAGACCUCUCCAGCCGCUCCCCACCCAAGAGAGUAGAGACCGACCCGUCACUGUGGCAAGGCGAGCGUACAGUACGGCCCGUACAGGAUGCACCGCACUAUGCACAGUCGAACCAGGGCACACCGUCGGCAAAAUGGCGUAACCCAGACGACCCAUCACCAUACCAGCAUAGUAACUACAACCGCUCCGAGGGCCACCUCACGCAGACGGAGCAUAAUCCGCACGAGUGGCGCAACUCGGGCUGGCAGCAGCAACAGCAACACCCAGGUGGACUUGGCGUUGGGAACAAUUUCUGA